ACUUCCUUCUUCAUCGCGUCGCGGAUCUAUCAGUGCAGUCCAAAACAGGGAUCUCCAAAUUAGGAGAUAAAGUUACAUAUGAACCUUUCCAAGGCUUUGAAGUCAUUCUUUGUGUGGGAGAGACGCCUGAAUCAUGAGCUACAAUGAAAAUACUUGCUGCACUAACAAGUUGCAAUAUGUGUUACAUAUCUGAUUCUUAAAAUGCAUUCAAAUUUGAAAAUAUCAUUAUAUAGCAGUGACUAUUUGUGUACUUGGACUCAACUAAAGUCUGACUUUGUAAUUUAUUCCAGUUACAACACCUACUUUUUGAGCAUUCUUUAAGUUUUCUUUUCAUAAAAGGUAUUAAAUUUGUCCAACAUUCUUUAAGCAUACGAACCUGAUUGGGCUAUCAGUAGUAGAAAGGUGGCCACACCCGCUCAAGUUCAAGAGACUGAUAUCACUAUUUGAUCCUCACCUGGUGAACAAACAAUAAGGAUGGAAUUUUUAGCAGGCAAAGCAUCUUCUUGCGUCAAGCGGAUAACGAGUGUCUUGCAGUUUUUUUCCGCAUUUCAUCGAAUAAGUUUCAGGCCUGCAAUGGCGAUGUCUUUCUCUACUGGGGUUCAUGUUUGCAAGAUGUACCCACAAAAACCUGCCAGCAAGCUGACCUCUCCUAAACUCCUUCCUUCUCGAGAUUGUUAUUCCGCUUCUGGAAACUCUGGUUGGUUAAGCGCUGCUUCUAAUCAUGUGCAAUUGGCGAUUUCUGGAAAGACGCUUGCUGUAAAGCCUCAUGUCAAACUAUCAUGGGAGAAGAGAACCGCAGUGUUGAGAACUGCAACUAUAGAGGAAAUCGAAGCUGAAAAAUCUUUUAUAGAAGAAGAUGUUAAAGAGAGGAUGGAGAAGACUAUCGAGAGUGUUAGGUCGAAUUUCAACUCUAUAAGGACAGGGAGAGCUAACCCGGCAAUGCUGGAUAAAAUUGAGGUGGAGUACUAUGGUACUCCAGUCAGCUUGAAGAGCAUAGCCCAAAUUGGCACUCCUGAUGCUAGUUCUAUCCUGAUACAGCCCUAUGAUAAAUCCAGUCUAAAAGCUAUAGAGAAGGCAAUUGUCAAUUCUGAUCUUGGUAUGACUCCAAAUUCUGAUGGAGAAGUAAUGAGAUUAGCUCUCCCUCAAUUAACAUCUGAAAGGAGGAAGGAGUUGUCAAAAGUUGUGGCCAGGCAAGCUGAGGAAGGGAAGGUUGCUUUAAGGAACAUAAGAAGAGAUGCCAUCAAAUCGUAUGAAAAACUUGAAAAGGAGAAAAAACUCUCUGAAGACAAUGUAAAGGAUCUGUCUAAUGAUUUACAAAAAGUUACUGAUGAGUAUAUUAGGAAGAUCGAUGCUAUCUAUAAGCAGAAGGAGAAGGAAUUGCUGACCGUUUAGCAGCAGCUUUUGGGCACCCAAAGUUUAGUUUGGGUUUUAUUGGAACGCACACACUUCCUCAGAUCUUCUAAGCCCAUGUUUAGUAUGUUUCUGAUUCAUAAAUUUUGUACAGUUAUGUUUCAUGGGAAUAUGAGAGAGGCUGAUCAGUGUUGAAAAUCUGAAUCAGAUUUUACUUGUUUCAGAAGAAUAUGGACGGACUAUGGAGUUUUGGUGUAUUUUUGGUAGGUAAAAAAAAAGGCUAAACUAGAAAAUGAAUAUCCUUAGAAGUGUUUAAUUAUUACCACAUAAACCAAAAAAAGAAAGAGGCUUUGUUGUUGUUGACUCAUAAUAACAAUGACAAACUCCCCUUUAUAUGAUUCAUACAAACAUACCUAAUAACAAAAUGACACAAGCAUCCACUAAUUCGUAAAAUCUGGUCUGACACUCUGACUCCAUAAAACUCUUUGAUUCAUGUCUUCCUUCUUCAAACAAAGCACCCCUAAAAACACUCAGUUCCAUUUGCUCAGUCCAUCUGAAUUGCAGUAGGCACAACCACAGCCAUCCUUAGCCUUGCGCCACUACAGCCAUUUUAAGCCUUCCUAGUUCCUACUCCCUCCGUCCCUGUGUAUUUGUCCAGUUUGACUUUUUCGAGUCAAACUGGACAAACUUUGAGCUUCAAUUAAAUAAAAACCGUAAUGUAUUUUAACAUAAAAAUAACUUUAUUGGAUUUAUCGUAUUGAGAACUUUCAAAAUUGUAUUUCAUUAUACUAAUAUGCAAUAUAAAUUGAGAAUAAUUGGAAUUCAAAGAUUAUCCAGUUUGACUCGAAAAAGUCAAACUGGACAAAUACACUGGGACCGAGGUAGUAGUUAGUUUCCAAAGAAGGUGAAAUAUCAGUAGAUGGAUGUAUUACAAACUAGCGGCAAUAUGUAAGAGUAAUAUGCCAGAAGAACACUAAUCAACUCGAAUAAGAUAGCAAAGAGAGCAGAUUCAAGAACACAGACACAUUAUAAAAGGCCAAUUACUAUAACAAAAUGAAUUACCUAAGCUAUUCUUUAUCAGAAAAAAUAACCUAAGCUAUUUGGACACCAUAAAUUACUCAGUAAAAUCCAGUCCAAAAAUAAAAAAUUAGUAACUAUGAAUAGGAGAUACUAAAAAUCAGAAUUGCUUUUGUUUGGUUCAUUUUCUGAAAAAUUAAAAAUCAUUUUGAAGCAUAAAUCAAACAAAUCACCCAAACUCAAUCCAGGCAUUCAUAGCACAAAAAACAACCCAGGCAUUCAUGCACUAACUCAGGAUCUAUUCUCUAGUUUUCCCCAAGAUCUUAAUCAACCAAGAAUAAAGAAUUGUUCUUCAAUGUCCUCCCCCAGAAAAUAAAAACAAAUGAAUCACAUUCCAAGCCUAAAUUAAAUUUAUAGACCAAAA
Messenger RNA from Cuscuta campestris, 2791 nucleotides. NCBI's taxonomy places the organism in Eukaryota, Viridiplantae, Streptophyta, Magnoliopsida, Solanales, Convolvulaceae. The record is from the annotation of a GenBank genome assembly.